This is a messenger RNA of Brachypodium distachyon (stiff brome), 1152 nucleotides long. RefSeq names its product replication protein A 32 kDa subunit B-like. Gene Ontology annotation, cellular component: site of double-strand break; DNA replication factor A complex; chromosome, telomeric region. NCBI's taxonomy places the organism in Eukaryota, Viridiplantae, Streptophyta, Magnoliopsida, Poales, Poaceae. The record is from RefSeq and is a predicted model, not a curated record. Bases 403 to 933 code for a protein of 176 amino acids. The transcript is spliced from 8 exons. Gene Ontology annotation, biological process: nucleotide-excision repair; DNA replication; double-strand break repair via homologous recombination.
UCUUCAAUUGCUAGCUAGCACCAGCUUUUCCACUAUAGCCUGCAUGGACGGCAACAACAACACUCCUCCACGUUCUGGCCGUCACAGUUCCGUCGCUACCAAUACGAGCACGGAGGAUCGUCCGGUGGUAAUAGGGCACAAACGCGGAGCCAUCCUGUGGGGAUGCCACCUGCACGUGCCCAUUUGCCGGGGGGACGAAAGGAUGCUUCCCGUCACGGCUAAGCAGCUAAACGACGCAGCUGCCAACGAACGGGAUGGGUUCCCCCCGGAAAUUUCCGGUGUGAGGCCAACCACACUAAGCGCAUGUUAAACCGAGCUACGUUUUUUUGAAACUUGAGACCAGAGGCUGUCAUUGUGAAUUACUGAAGAGUACUUCACAGCGGGUACUCGUACGUGUAAUUAAUGAAUGUACGAACACGCGUGCAGGUGCGCCUCGUUGGCCAACGAUGGGCUGUACGAACGUUUAGUGAAAAGGUAUGCUUCCAGCUCGACGACUGUACCAGGCACGUGACUUGCACGUACUGGUUAACCGGGCUGCCAUCGGAUAUGGACGUUGCGACCACCGGAGAAUCGAAUUUCAUAGAGGUCGUGGGGUGCCCGGAGGUAAAAGACUGUAGACCAAGCGUCAUAGUAUCGAAUUUCAGGGAAAUCACAAACUUCAAUGACGUAACGCAGCACUACUUGUAUUGCAUAUACACGCAUCUCGACCUGCGGAGGCCUCCAUCACCAAGUAGCGCGAAGCUCAUCGAAGACGUGUAUGAAAUCGUCAGAGACUAUACUGAUGAGGGGGAUCCUGGACUCACAUUUAGGUUCAUCGCAAAUAGUGUUAAUGCCACUGAACCUGUGCUAAGGGCGGCCAUCAACAAACUCAUUGAGCAGCGCAGGAUCCUUCGAGUGAUCGGAGAUGACAGAUACAUAUUAGCACACCGAUAGCGAGGCUUUUUCCUACAGAUAGUUGUUCCUUGGCAAUACCGCACGUUGCCUCUUGAAGGUUAAUUGCUCGCGAGGGACAACUGGUGGUUAGGUGAUUUGCAUUUCCGUUUUAUCUAGUGUCACGGUGUUGCGUCCCGUCCCCGCUGAAUGCCAUAAUGUGGCAACUUUAUUAGUAUCUACUGUAUAAUAAGUGCGCACCUUGAAUUGUUCUGAUGUUAA